Molecule: messenger RNA, 468 nt
Organism: Aspergillus caelatus
Lineage: Eukaryota; Fungi; Ascomycota; Eurotiomycetes; Eurotiales; Aspergillaceae
Exons: 2
Coding region: 59-370 (103 amino acids)
Source: RefSeq, a predicted model, not a curated record
CAGCAGCAGCAGCAGCAGCAGCAAGCCCCUCCGCCCCCUCCGGGUGGACAGGCUGCGUAUGGUUAUGGCGCCUAUGGCGGAUACGCUCCUCCUGUUCCGGGCAUGGGCGCUCCGGGAGCUUCUUCCUCUAGCAUGGGAGUGCCCCCCCCUCCACCGGGUAUGCCGCCUAUGUACUACGGCUCCGGUGGCAGCCCACCACCACCACCCCCUCCUCCCGGUGAAGGACCACCACCUCCUCCCCCGAGUGAGCAACCUCCUCCUCCUCCCCCACCCGCUUAAGGAGACACGGUAUCGUACUUUACCUAUUUUUCUCGUGUUAGGUGCAAGCUUGGGAAAAUGUGGGAAACGGCUUAGUUUGAUAGUAGGAUGAGGAGCGUUACUAACAAUUGUACUCUGUAGUUUGUUGAGGUCGUAGGCCUCUUCAUAGUAGUUCGCUAAUUCAUACGUAUCUUGUGUAAGCGUCUGAAA